CAUCGCACCAAUCUCCACAAUCAGUGACCGGCAAGCGUCGGGAAGUCCGUUAGCGUCGAACGCUCGACAAUUUGGUUACGCUUAUUUAGUUACACGCGAGCUACACGUGUUCGCGGCCGUUAUACGAUGACUGUCGUGAACAAAUGUUUUAUAAUUCCACAAGUUCGCACUUAAUUUUUUUUAACUAAUUUUUAAUGAUCAUUUUUUAUUAUUGUGACGCGUGCCGUUCUGAAUAGACGGUCAACUUUACUAUGUGACGUGCCAUUAAAAAAAUUUUGAGGACAAAUUGUCGUACCUUGAAAGAUCUCUAAAAUGUACCGAUGUCGAACAAUCAAAACCAACAGAAAUACUCGAUCGUCGAAAAUCAAAAAUUGUCACCACAGAUUGGAAGAACGACAGUAUUGUUGGAGUUGCAGUAGUCGUUUAAGUCCUCGAUGUGGCCAACGGUUGAGCAGGCGUUUAGCCCGCUCUAUUUCAGUUCCUUCGAGGAAUAUCCAUCGACCUGUGCCAUUUUGUAGAUCUAAGUCAGUCCCACGCCCCAAAUCAGAUUCCAAGAUGCCUAUGAAUUUUGAAAAUUCUUCAAUCAAAACUUGUUUCUCUCUAUCGUCACUUCACCCCUCUACAGCACAUGUAGAGGCAGGGCAGCAAGUGAAUCAACGAGCCUACAACAGUCUCACUAAAAAAAACAAAAAAAAUAAUACUUCAUAUCAAGAUUGUUGGAGAGGUGAUAGUAGUUUCGAGUUUUUGUCCAGUCUUAGAACUAGUUAUCAGUAUCUGAUGGAUAAUAAUUUAAUCGAAAGCUGCAGAGAGGUUAAAUGUGACCUUAAUAAUACUUCAACCACUCAAGAAUGUAAUGUUGAACGGUUAAAUAUUUAUAUCAAGGAAUUAGAGAAGUGUUUCUGUUCUAGUUCAUCAGUUAAAAAUGACUGUUCUUUCACAGAAAAUAUGUUAUCACCCAAAAGACUGAGUAUGAACGAAGAAGUUUGUAGUAGACUGAACAUUUUGCGCCAUAUAGCGCAGUUAUCCAAAAGACUGCCGAACUUUCGGGAACCUUCAAUCAAUCAAAGUCGCUCUUCCAUUUAUAAUGCACAAUAUUUAGAAGUGGAAAAUAAUUUACGAACAUUAGAUCAAUGGAUGAUUCAAAUGGAAGGACGAUUGAAACCAAACUAUUUUCGUGUAAAUUGGAAUCGACGUGAAAUAAGUCAAAAAGCAGAAGAACACAAAACCAUACACAAUGACAUCGAAUCGAAAGGCAAAUGCAUCCGUUUGGUAUUAAAAUAUUGUAAAUGGUUAUCAGAUGAACAUCAGUUUGCGAGUAAUCAAGAAGUAGUACAAGCUGUACCUUCGUUAACUGAAAAGGCUAAAAAUUUUGAAAACCGCUGGCAAUUGCUGUAUAUCAGAUCAUUGGAGUGGAUUUGCUUUAUCGAAAAUUUAUCAGUCAAGAAAUGCCGCAAGCAGGACAGUAAAAGCUCUUCAGAUUAUGAUGAAGAACCUGUCCAAAAAUGCCCUCGAAUGAAUGAAGAUCAAAUUCAACAUAAAUUAACGAACAAUACAAUGGAAACUGGAUUUUCGCCGAUACCUGUUCUUCAUUCAGAACGAAUGUCAUUUGACGAAACGGCCAAUUUUCAUAGGUCGGAUAGAAAAGGUCCAAAUUUGGCCACGUUCUAUUAUAGACAUCUGGACACUGAUUCUGAACAAGAAAAUAAGAAUGUACAAUCUUCUACUAAAACUGAUGAGAAAACAUCAGAACGUUCGGAUGAUGACGAAGAAGAAUGGACUUAUAGCUCAAGAACAAAUAAUGAAGUUAAAAAAACAGAAUGUCACAUUUCGUUAGCAGAGCCCGCUAAUUUGGAAGAAAUCAAAUCAUUGGUAGAUAAUGUAAACUGGACAGUUCCAAAAUCGAAGUAUCAAGAUAAGAAUUGGAUAUCUGGUAGUGGAAUUAAAAGAAGACAUUUCAGAAAUGAAAAUAUUGAUCCUGAAAACGGAGAGCGUAUUGGCGACAGUUGUGAUGCUAGUGGGGAAUACACUACAGAGGACGAUGAUCAACAUUUCAGUUCAGAUAAUUAUUCACAUUCUUCGCGUUCAUGCGAUAUAACUGUGGUACAAUCUAACGAUCUUGAAUCCCCUUCUAGCCUGGCGCAAUUGAAAUUUUGUAAUUCGCCCAAAGUUAUCCUUAGGCCUAAAACUAGUUCCAGAAAUGCUCUUAGACCGGUAAGUAUGUCUGGACUUCCUCAAAGUACACCAAAAGCUAGGCUUCUCACUGACUCGUGCCAGUUAUCAGUUUCUGAAUCGGCUUUAAAUAGUCUUUCUCAUGAACAUAUGUCUGUUAACGGUCGUGAUUCUUCUACAAUCGAAGAGUCGACCGCUACUCAGACACAAGAUGGUUUAGGACCUUACAACACAAAUUCUUUGAGGAGACGCAAGUUAAAACAUAGAAGACGAAGUACCAUGGAAAGAAAAAGUAAGAGUGGAUCGGCCGACAGUUUAUCAUCUGUUGUGAACACUGUAACGUACAAUGAUAUGGUGAACUCUGUGUCAUUUUCAAGUUCUCUGUGCGGAAUUUCGGUUAUUGAACCUCAUCGAAUAGAUUCUGAAACGGAAGAAGAAAAUGUCAUUGAGUCGAAACGUCCCGUUGUACGUAAACGCCCUAUUAAAAUGCCAGUGUUUCGUUUAGGAGAGUUUGGCGCGGUUACCCCUAGAGAAAAACGUUUCACACCUAUUUCUCAAAUACCAUCGGGUACGACCACAGAUUUUAGCUCCUUUUCUGAACAAGCUUGGGAUAGUUAUCAGGAGAAAUACUUAAGCGAGCCAUAUAGUGAAGACCCACCCGAUCCAGAAUCAGUGAGGCGUUUAUUGGAUUUUGGCGAUGACUAUAGAAAGUAUAUCGACAGUCAAUCAGACUGCGCUUCAAGUAUCGGUAGACCAGGAUUUAUCGAUGAUGAUACUUUCGAACAAGAAUCGUCUGAAUCUGUACGCAAAUUAAUCGUUAAGAGUAGGUUACAACUGAAUUAUCUGGAACAAGUACUGUUCAAAUUGAUCAAUUGUACCAACUCAAGUCUUACACUGAAAGAUAUUGGACAAUUAAAACAGUGGUGUAGAGAAACUGAGUACUGCCUUCGAUUUUGCUUAGAAGGAAUUGAUAACAAUAAUACUGUAAUUUCAGCAAAUGACAUAACAGAACUUGAAGACAUGGUAAAAAAAUGUGAACGAAUUGAAUUAGACAUAUCCAAACAAGAAGAGUUCCAUUUAUUAAAGACCGACAUUGGAGUGAUAAGGAACCGUUUAUCAGCAUUCACUCACAAUGAUCGACUUGAUACCAAUGUCAAGAAUAAAAAUGAAUUAAAAGUUUUUAUUCUAUCUGCUAAGACUGAACUAUCAAAUUUAGAGACUUAUUGGAAGGAUCGCAAUAUAGUUCAAAUAUCAGAAAAAAUAAAUAGACAUUUAAAUGAAUGUUCUGAUAAUAAGGCUUUAUAUUAUGAAAUGUCCAAAAAUGUAUCAGAACUUUAUUCUAUUUAUACAAGUUCUAAGAAAAAAUUAGAAGAUGAAAUAUCAAGAUAUCAAACUGCUUUAGAUACUUGGACAGAAUGUGAUCGCCAACUAAUGGAAUUAGAAAUGAAGUUUAAAGGAUUUUUUUAUGACGGAAACAUACCAAAAACAGGAGGUUUUGGAUCAGCAUCUGAUAGUGGCUUGUCUGAUUCUGGAUCAGAACAUGAACUAAAUGAACAUGAAAAACGAUUAGUAAAUCUUAAACAAUUAGCUAGUAAUUUAAUGAAUAUUAUAACACCUGAAAGCGAAGCACUUUCAACCAUUUUAUCUAGAAUUGAAAAUAAUGAAAUGCAACUCAAAGAACUUCAACAAACUUGCAAAGAUAUUAUGGGAAAAUCUAAAGUUCAAAACCAAGAAGACCUAGUUGAUUAUGAGAAAAAUAUUACUACAACAAGUGUUGAAUGCCCUAAGGAGAACAAGUCACCUUUGGAAAAAUUUAAAGGCAACACAGUGUUAUGGCGAACACUACGUAUUGCUGUACCGUUCUAUUUGGCUAUUGUGAUACUGUGUUCCCUUGGUUGGCUAGAGCCACAGUGUUGUGAACUACAAAAUAACUACAGAUGGUCCUUUGCACUAGGUUUACGUUAUUUAAAUGGUCCACCGCCAACGUGAACUGCUAAUUUAAAUAUUUUAUACCUUUAAUUAUUUUUUCUGUUUUAAUGUACAUAAAAAAAUUUAUUGUUAUUCAUUUUUGUUAACCGUUUAUUUUUGUUGGUGUGCAUCAUGAGGGACUAAGAUAUCUGUAACCAUUAUUUUUCGUCAUAGCUACCCUUUCCCCGCCUACUUAUUAAGAAAGUCAACAUUCCUAACACUUUUAGUAAUUUUAAUUUAUAUCUGUUUGGAUACAUUUUUUUUUCUUUUUUGAGUAUUUUUGUAUUUUAAAUAUGUUAGCUUAUAAUUAUGAAUGAAAUAAUUUUGAUGACUAAAAUGUAAAAAAUUUCUGUUUUAUUUAAAAGCUUUAUGUAUACAUCUUUACUUUUGAACAUUUGAAAAACAAAUUUUUAAGUUCUUGUUAUUUUUUAAUCUAGAUAGUCUAUUUAUAUAAUUAUGACUUGAGUGUAUUAUAAUGAGAUUUUAAAGCAAUUUCUAUUUCAAAAAUAUUUAUUAUUUCAUUUAAAAUAUAAUUCAACAUUUUUCUUUAAAUUUGUGUUUACAAAAAAUGUAUUCUUCUGUUCUACAAUUAUAUUAAAUUAAAAUUUGUUAUUUUUUAAUAUAAAAAAAUAUCGUUGACUAUGUUACCACUUGAAAACAUUAUCCAAAGUACACAAGUACAAAAAAAUUUAUUUAUUUAAAAUAAACUCCUUUUUUAUUUGUUAGGAAGGUAUGUCUUCCAUAAAAGGUGCAUUUGUAUACAUGUGUAAAUG
This is a messenger RNA of Daktulosphaira vitifoliae (grape phylloxera), 4910 nucleotides long. RefSeq lists its product as uncharacterized. The transcript is spliced from 22 exons. NCBI's taxonomy places the organism in Eukaryota, Metazoa, Arthropoda, Insecta, Hemiptera, Phylloxeridae. Bases 313 to 4158 code for a protein of 1281 amino acids. The record is from RefSeq and is a predicted model, not a curated record. Gene Ontology annotation, cellular component: membrane.